Molecule: messenger RNA, 8237 nt
Organism: Poecilia latipinna (sailfin molly)
Lineage: Eukaryota; Metazoa; Chordata; Actinopteri; Cyprinodontiformes; Poeciliidae
Gene: adamts9
Product: ADAM metallopeptidase with thrombospondin type 1 motif, 9
Exons: 40
Coding region: 643-6522 (1959 amino acids)
Biological process (GO): proteolysis; extracellular matrix organization
Cellular component (GO): extracellular matrix
Molecular function (GO): metalloendopeptidase activity; zinc ion binding
Source: RefSeq, a predicted model, not a curated record
UUAAUGUGGAACCAAUUAAACAUUAUGCUGCUUAUAUGGCUGCUGUGGUUCCAACUAAAACUCUGCUUAGAGCCCAGUUUAUUCUUGCGCCGGCCCUGCCACUCUAUCAAGCUGUAACGAUCCAAACAAAUCCCGCAUGUUUAUAAUAAUGUCAGUUGGCCAGUACAUUCUGUGCAUACUCAGAAGCACAGAAAAAAAAAAAAGAAAAGUAAUCUCCUCUGUAUAUGUGACCACCCUUAUCUGGAGCGGUGGUGGGGGUAUAAAAAGCACUCGGCUCCCCCUGACUGCACCAGAGUACCUUUGCUGAUCUGAUCCCGCCCCUACACAGGGGAGAGAGUUCACGGGCUCACUAGAGCCCAUCGCCAGUGGACUGUUCCGAGCUGCAGCCCACCCCUCUCUCUCUGCAGUAUGCAUGUUCGCCAGGGAUUCCGCGAAGCCCUCACGUCCCAACUCUGCACUGCUUCACCGGCCGGCCACCACCACCACCAGCAGCAGCAGCAGCAGCUCAGCCAGGGCGGACGGCAAUAAGACGUGGAUGCGGCGGCAGAAAGGCGGAGAUUCCCGGAGUGAGCGCAGGAACAAGCGGACUUCCCAACAGGACUUCCAGGCUGCCCGGGUCUCUCUCCUCUGAACUGAGACAACAUGCAUGUGCUCCUCUGGGGCUUGGGGUUCCUGCUAUUCCCUGAUCUCUUGAAUGUAGUCGCAUCCACAGGGAGAUUGCUCCGGAGUCCAAGCACAGCACCAGAGGAGCUGGCCGCGUAUGAGAUUGUAACUCCGGUGCGAGUGAAUGAAGCCGGUGACAGGCUUCCAGCCGGCGCGCACUUCAAGAGGAAGAGACGGAGUUUGGACGAGGGCACCGGGAGCGCCGCGGAUCACUGGGCCGCGGCAAACAUCCACUACAGGAUAUCUGCUUUCGGGAAGAACUAUCACCUCAACCUCACGCUGGAUUCGGGAUUUAUUGCGCCCGUUUACACUGUGACAAUCCUCGGAGCGCCCCAAGGAGAUAACGGGACCGCUUUUGCAACAGAUGCGGAAAAGGAGGAGGAGGAGGAGGAAGAGGAAAAGGAGGAGGAAGAGAAGGAGGAGGAGGAGGAGGACACGGAGUUAAGGCACUGCUUCUAUAGAGGACAUGUGAAUGCACAUGCACAACAUGCCGCAGUCAUCAGUCUGUGCGCCGGCCUGUUUGGCACUUUCAGGUCUCCUGAGGGGGAGUAUUUUGUGGAGCCCCUGCACAGCUAUCAAGGGGAGCACUAUGAAGAGGAACACACAAAACCUCAUAUCGUGUACAGGAAACUUUCAUCCGGGAAUCGCACAUCAGCCUGGGAAGAGACCUCAGCCUGUGACACUUCAGGACACAAACACAGGGACAAGAGGCAGAAGGCGAGGAGAAGGCCGGCCCCCGUUGCCGGCGGCGCGUCCCCUCUGGUCGGCGCUGGCAUGCUCGACGACCUGGGGUCACUGAGCGCCAGCCUGACCGGCAGUGCUCGGCUCACAUCAGAGCGCGGCGUUGCUGCUGGCAGCAGACCGUCAAAUGAUAGCGGUGGUGACUCAGGACCUCACAGGAGAUCAAAGCGCUUCCUCUCCUACCCGCGCUUUGUUGAAGUCAUGCUGGUCGCCGACAGCAAAAUGGUGGAGCAUCACGGCAGCAACCUGCAGCACUACAUACUCACGCUGAUGUCUAUAGUCUCCUCCAUCUAUAAGGACCCAAGCAUCGGGAACCUGAUCAACAUCGUGAUCGUCAAGUUAGUGAUAAUCAACAAUGAGCUGGACGGCCCAGCUAUUUCGUUUAACGCACAGACCACUUUAAAGAACUUCUGCAUCUGGCAGCAGAACCAGAACGUCCUGGAUGAUAACCACCCCUCCCAUCACGACACCGCCAUCCUUAUCACCAGGCAAGACAUCUGUAGAGCGAGGGAUAAGUGUGACACAUUAGGGCUCGCCGAGCUGGGGACGGUGUGUGAUCCGUACCGCAGCUGCAGCAUCAGUGAGGACAACGGGCUCAGCACUGCCUUCACCAUCGCCCACGAACUGGGCCACGUGUUUAACAUGCCUCACGAUGACAGCAACAAGUGCAAGGAGGACGGAGUGAAGUCACAGCAGCAUAUCAUGGCUCCCACGCUCAACUACAACACAAACCCUUGGAUGUGGUCCAAGUGUAGCAGGAAGUACAUCACAGAGUUCCUCGACACGGGAUAUGGUGAGUGCUUGCUCGACGAGCCCGUUUCUAGGCCAUACAGUCUGUUGCAGCAGCUGCCCGGGCGGAUAUACAGUGUCAAUAGACAGUGCGAAUUGAUAUUCGGGGCGGGAACGCAGGUGUGCCCUUACAUGACUCAGUGUCGGAGGCUGUGGUGCACGAGUCCAGAGGGCGCCCAGCGGGGCUGCAGGACCCAGCACAUGCCCUGGGCCGACGGCACCGACUGCGCACCCGGGAGGCACUGCAAACACGGCCUGUGCAUUCCCAACGAGCACGACGCCUCGCCGGUGGACGGAGCGUGGGGGGUUUGGAGUCCGUUCGGUACGUGCUCCCGGACAUGCGGCGGCGGCAUAAAGAUUGCAAUGCGCGAAUGUAACCGACCAGUACCCCGGAGCGGAGGAAUGUACUGCGUCGGCCGGCGGAUGAAGUUUCGUUCUUGCAACUCUGAGCCCUGCUCCAAGCAGAAGAAGGACUUCAGGGAGGAACAGUGUGCCGUCUUCGAUGGAAAGCACUUCAACAUCAACGGUCUACCUCCAAACGUCCGCUGGGUUCCCAAAUACAGCGGAAUUCUGAUGAAGGACAGAUGUAAGCUGUUCUGCAGGGUGGCGGGCAGCACUGCCUACUAUCAGCUCAGGGACAGGGUCAUCGAUGGCACGCCAUGCGGACCCGAUACCAACGACAUCUGCGUCCAGGGCCUGUGCAGGCAAGCGGGUUGUGAUCACGUCCUGAACUCUAAAGCCAGGAGAGACAAGUGUGGUGUCUGCGGAGGUGACAACUCCUCCUGCAAAACUGUAGCAGGACCGUUCAACACUGUACGCUACGGCUAUAACGAAGUGGUGCGAAUACCCAGUGGUGCUACAAACAUAGAUGUGCGACAACACAGCUACUCAGGGAAGCCGGAGGACGACAACUACCUCGCGAUAUCAAACAGCCGCGGAGAGUUCCUGCUCAACGGAGACUUUGUGGUGAGCAUGUUCAAAAGGGAAAUCAAAGUGGGAGAUGCCGUCAUCGAGUACAGUGGCUCCGACCACGUCAUCGAGAGGAUCAACUGCACCGACCGCAUCGAAGAGGAGAUCAUUGUUCAGGUUCUCUCCGUUGGAAACCUUUACAACCCAGAUGUCAGUUACUCCUUUAAUAUCCCCAUAGAGGAUAAGCCUCAGCAGUUCUUCUGGGACGCUUACGGGCCCUGGCAGGAGUGCAGCCGCCUGUGCCAAGGAGAGCGCAAGCGUAAGAUCCUCUGCAGCCGAGAGUCGGACAGGGUGGUGGUGUCGGACCAGCGGUGCCACAGUUCAGCCCGGCCCGCUGCCAUCACUGAGCCCUGCAACACUGAAUGUGAAGUGAGAUGGCACGUGGCUCGUAAGAGCGAGUGCACGGCCCAGUGCGGCGUUGGAUAUCGCACUCUGGAACUGUACUGUGCCAAAAUCAGCCAGUCGGAUGGCAAGACCCAGAAAGUCGACGACAGGUACUGCAGCGGGCAACGCAAACCCGACGACAGGGAAGGCUGCCAUGGCGACUGUAACCCUGGUGGCGGCUGGGAUUACUCGCCCUGGUCAGAGUGCUCGAAGAGCUGCGGCGGAGGCACGAGGCGGCGGGGCGCAGUGUGUCGAAAGUCGUCCGGCGGCGAAGACGACGAUGAGAGCAAUUGCAGUCAGAGGGAUAAACUGACCGUCCAACCCUGCAAUGAGUUCCUCUGUCCACAGUGGAAGACUGGUGACUGGUCUGAGUGCCUUGUGACGUGCGGGAAAGGCUACAGGCACAGACAGACAUGGUGCCAGUUUGGUGAGGACCGCCUGGACGACCGCUUCUGUGGCGCGGCCAAACCCGAAUCGGUGCAGACGUGCCAGCAGCAAGAGUGCGCCUCCUGGCAAGUUGGACCGUGGGGACAGUGCACUACCUCUUGUGGGCCAGGCUACCAGAUGCGAGCGGUGAAGUGUGUGGUGGGCUCCUACGGGGCUGUCAUGGACGACGCUGAAUGUAAUGCUGCCACGCGACCCACUGAUACGCAGGACUGUGAAGUGGCCCAGUGCUCCAGCAGCCACCCUGUCCCCCCGGUAACCAAGGUCCCGUCUCACCAAGGCCACAGGACCCAGUGGAGGUUUGGUUCCUGGACUCAGUGUAGCGCCAGCUGCGGCAAAGGCACGCGGAUGCGCUACGUGAGUUGCCGUGACAACCAGGGCAGCGUGGCAGAAGAGUCGGCCUGUGCGCACCUGACAAGACCGCCUGCCAGGGAAGUGUGCUUGGUCGUAGCCUGUGGACAGUGGAAAGUGCUGGAAUGGACAGCGUGCUCUGUGACGUGCGGCCAAGGGAAGACGACGCGAGAGGUGUUGUGCGUCAGCUUCAGCGACCAAGAGGUGAAUGUGAACGAGUGCGACCCAGACGAUCGUCCGGCCACAGAGCAGGACUGCGCCAUGUCUCAGUGCCCAUCCCGUCCCAGCGAGUCCAGACCUUUGCCGUCCUCACCGAACACCAUCACCAGGAGCAACGUGGCCCGCAGCCACUCCCACCAGUGGCGGACCGGACCGUGGGGAGCGUGCUCCAGCACGUGUGCCGGAGGCUUCCAACGCCGAGUCGUUGUGUGCCAGGAUGAGAACGGUUACCCCGCCAACAGCUGCGAGGACCGCAACCGACCCACCGAGCAACGAUCCUGUGAGUCGGGCCCGUGUCCUCAAUGGGUCUAUGGCAACUGGGGCGAGUGCACUAAGCCUUGUGGCAGCGGGAUAAAAACAAGGCUGGUGGUGUGCCAGCGUCCCAACGGAGAGCGCUUCAACGAUCUGAGCUGUGAGAUCCACGACAAGCCACCGGAUCGGGAGCAGUGCAAUACUCAGCCGUGUCCUUCUAGUCCUCACUGGAGCACAGACCCAUGGAGCUCGUGCUCGGCCUCCUGCGGAAGAGGUGUGAAAUCCCGAAAGGUCAGCUGCGUGACCGGGUCCGGCCGCUCCGUCCCGGAUGAAAACUGUCGCCACUCGUCCCCCAAACCCAGCAGGCAGAGGCGAUGCCGAGGCGGAAGGUGCCCCAAGUGGAAGACCGGCGCCUGGGGAGAGUGUUCAGCCUCAUGCGGUGACGGAGUUCAGCGGAGGGAGGUUUUCUGCCAGGUCGGAGACCGCCGUAACCCCGCGGAGACCGGCUGUGCCCAGCGCUCCCGUCCGCCGUCCAGCCAGAGCUGCCGCGUCGCAGACUGUCCCGCUCGCUACCGCUGGAGAGAAGGGGACUGGCAGGCGUGCAGUAAGUCCUGCGGAUCGGGCCAUCGAAGGAGGGCAUUGCAGUGCGUUGAUUACAACCAUCACGAGGUCCAUGAAAUGUACUGCGUGAACCAGAUCAGACCGCCGGACAUUGAGAGCUGCAACACACAGGCUUGCGAGCUAAUCUGGAUCACUGGGGAGUGGACAGAGUGCUCGGUGAGCUGUGGUCAGGGCUACCGUCAGCGUCUUGUCUCCUGCAGCGAGGUGCACGUGGAAAACGACAACUACGAGUACGGCCAUCAGUCUUUGUCCAAUUGCCCUGGAACCCCCCCAGAGAGCUACAUGCCCUGUCAUCUGGGCACAUGUCCACCUCCACAGGAGUGGAGGGCUGGAGUCUGGGGACCGUGCUCGGUAAGCUGUGGGGACGGCGUGGCAGAGAGGACAGUGCAGUGUGUGUCUGCAGACGGACGAGAAAGCAACAGGUGUUCUCCAAACGAAGAGCCAGACAGGAGAAAAGUCUGCAGUAAUCCAAGCUGCAAUUUGCCUUCGAGCUGUCUUCAGAUCCAGAGCACAAGCGGCCCCAUUCCAGACAGCGAACACUUUCUCAGUGUUCAAGGAAAAGCUCUCAAGGUUUAUUGUGCAGGAAUGCAGACGGAGACUCCACAGGAGUACAUCACCUUGACAACUGGAGAAGAGGAGAAUUUUUCCGAGAUCUUUGGCUUCAGGCUCAACGACCCUACUCAGUGUCCUGAAAACGGCUCCAGAAGAGAAGACUGCGACUGCCGAAGGGAUUACACCGCCGCAGGCAUGACCACCUUCUCUAAAGUGCGCCUGGACCUGAGACGGAUGAACGUCAUCACUACAGAUUGGCGGUUUGCUUUCACUCGUGACGGCAAGAGUCCUGUCCCGUUUGCCACAGCUGGAGACUGCUACAGUCUGGCCGACUGUCCACAGGGACGGUUCAGAAUCAACUUGUCAGGAACAGGUUUCAAGGUGGCUGAGGAAAUCACCUGGAUCUCCCAGGGAAACUACGCGGUGACUCGUAUCCAGAAAUCACAGGAUGGCAGCAGAGUAACGGGGUUCUGCGGAGGCUACUGUGGAAAAUGUACGCCGUCCUCUGGUGACGCUCUGCCUGUCACAGUUGAAUAGAUAUGCAGCAACAAAACAGCGCUGUGCAUUCUUCUUCUGGUGCUCAAUUUCCCUCCUCAUCAAUGGUGCUAUUGCCAACUUGGAGCUCAAACUCAUCCAUCACCUCUUUGACUCAUUGUGUCUGUGUAUAGUGUAAAUUAUUCCACUGUAAGUACUGUAAAUAGACCGAUCAAAUCUCUUAUUUAUUCUACUUGCCAUUUAUUUUUGUAUUGUAAAAUAAUUUAAAGGUUUUGUUGUCAAAAGCUUGCGCUAAAUAUGCUAGUAUUAAUGCAGUUUAUGUCAGAUUUUCCUUCCACAUUUUAUCACUAAUGUUUAACUUUGAAGUUACUAUGCAGUGCAGCCAUAUGUGUGUGUGUGUGUGUGUGUGUGUGUGUGUGUGUGAGUGAGUGUGUGUGUUUGUUUUCUCUCCAGUAAGUCCAGUAAUCGAGUUGUGAUUGUUGCCAAACCAAAUGUUUUCAUGCAGUUUUCUUUUGACAAACCAAUUACUCCUCAAGCAGCAGCAGCAUUUAUACGUACAAGCAUUAUGUAGCGGCUGUCAGCUGCCGGACCUUUAAGAGGUUGUCCUGCAGUAAGUCGAUCUGACUCUGUGCGCUUCUGCUUCCACUUACUGAGCCACUGAACUCCUUCGCGACCUCCGCGUUUAAAUUCCUCUCCCUUACAUGCCCGAUCCCGCUCAAUUUUCCUCGGAUCUGCUGCGCUUGAGGCUGAUCCGAUCUGAAACCGGUUGUCUGAAGCCAACUGGACAGCGUGGGAAUCCUUCCCUCGCUGCUAACUCUGGCUUUCGUUCGCUCGGGCUGGAGAGAGGAGGAGGUUGGAGGUUCUUUAAGCAAGUGGAAAUCAACGGGGUCAGGUGCUGUAGAAAUGUCUCUGCUGUGCAGCUGCGGAGCUCUGGCAGUUUGGCGUCUACAGAUUGUCGACGUCUGAGGGACAAAGUUACACGGGUGGUAAAAAAUAUAUGACAUGUACCAGUGCAUACAGAAAAGCCUUUUCCACAGCAUGAUGCCGCCACCACCAUGUGUCACCCUGGGGUGGUGCUUUCAGGGUGUUAGCUUUAUAUCUUCUCCAUAAUUGGCCACAACCUGAACUCCAGAUGACCUGUAUUAUUUUAUUUAGCGGCAUCAAAAUAAAAAAGGAGCUGAAUGCUACUUUUAAGGUUGUGGUUAUAAUUCGGUAGAGUUCAAGGGUCUGAAUGCUUUUGCAGGGCUUUGUAAUUCUGUUCAGCUGUGUAAAUGGACACAUGACAGGAUUCUGAUAAAACAGAGUUCAUGAUGCCACACAUCAAGGAAGAUAAAGUCCCCUGGUCCAGCAUGCAGUAACCAGAAAAGAGCUGUUAGCCUUUAGUGUUUUCAUUUACCCAACAGUUGGGCAUCUUCUCUCUAUUUUCUUGGUAGAAUAAGAGGAAAAAGACUUCACCUCAAGCCAAAUAAGAUUCCUCAGAAACUCUGGAGAUGUAAUGAAGAUGUUGGGGUUGUUUGACCCCAGAGACAAGUCAGUCUGCUAAAUUCGCAGUGAGUCUGUCCAAAGUGCUGCUCGUGCGUCGUGUACCUCACGUUCUUUUCUAUAUCCAAACUGCACAUCGUCUUCUGGCCUUCUGCUUUGUCGUUUUAUUUAAAGAAAACAGGGUACUUUAUACUUUGCGCAGUUUUUUUAAUUUUUUUUUAUUUUUGUUCCUCUCUGGCCACUGUUACACUCUAUGACCUGAUCUGCUAAAAAAA